AGCUGAUUUGUGCGUCUUUCAGCGGUUUUUGUUGAAUACAUUUUGGGACAAAGUUUUAAGAUUACAUUUGCUGCAAUGGCAGCCUCCAUGGAUGAGGAUAUAUCCGCCAAUCCCCUGCCCAGCAAUGAGGAGGAUCCCCUGGCAGAGGAGCGCCUGGGUUUUGUGCGCGAAGUGGGCGCCCAGGCAGUUUGGAGUCUGUCCUCUUGCAAGCCGGGAUUUGGCGUAGAGCGUCUGCGGGACAAUAUCAUGGACACUUAUUGGCAGUCAGAUGGACAGCUACCUCACCUGGUAAACAUCCAGUUCCACAAGCGAACGAAUAUCAGCCAGAUCUACAUAUACACGGAUUACAAGCUGGACGAGAGUUACACACCAUCGAGGAUCUCCAUACGAUCUGGAACCAACUUUAACGACUUGCAGGAGCUUCAGGUGAUGGACCUCACCGAACCCACUGGCUGGGUGCAGAUACCCAUCAAGGAUGGGAAUGUCAAGUCGAUUCGCACCUUCAUGCUGCAGAUCGCUGUGAUCUCCAACCACCAGAACGGCAGGGACACCCACAUGCGCCAAAUCCGCAUUCAUGCUCCUGUCGAGGGAAAGCACUAUCCCUUGGAGCUCUUUGGAAAGUUCGGAACGGUCGAUUUCCAAAAGUUCGCCACCAUCCGAUGAGGAAUACUCGUGGCUUAUUCGAAGUCUUUUAUUUUUAUGUAUUUUUCGGGGUAUAUAACUGCUAGAAUACAACAUUUAAAACAUUACUUUAGUAAUUGUAUGCAUAUUUUUGGUGUUUCUAAUUAAAUGCCCGUCACUUGUAUAUAUAAAUCGCUCGCAAAUAAAUAUAUACCGUCGUCUAAGCUUAAGUACA
Messenger RNA from Drosophila suzukii, 856 nucleotides. It is a transcript of the gene APC10, whose product is annotated as anaphase-promoting complex subunit 10. The record is from RefSeq and is a predicted model, not a curated record. Gene Ontology annotation, biological process: protein K11-linked ubiquitination; anaphase-promoting complex-dependent catabolic process. Gene Ontology annotation, cellular component: anaphase-promoting complex. Lineage: Eukaryota; Metazoa; Arthropoda; Insecta; Diptera; Drosophilidae.